UUACCGAAUUUUGUCGACUGAAGCCGAGUGAUGAGGAUCAGCUGACUGCGGGGCUCUGUCGUCCUUCGAUGGAACAUUUCUCGGUUUGUUGAAUCCAAAUAAAAUAAACUCUCUGAUUAAUCGAUCACACCGCGGACAACGACAUGCCGUCGCUUCUGUUCUGCGGGCCGAAGAUGGCCGCGUGCGGGAUCGUGAUCAGCAUCUGGGGAGUCAUAAUGCUGGCGAUGCUGGGAAUCUUCUUCAGCGCCAAGUCGGCCGUGUUGAUCGAGGACGUCCCGUUCACCGAGGAGGACAUUCGUGGAGAUAAAAAUCCUCCUCAGAACAUCUACAGUCUCUACAACCAGGUCGGCAUCAACUGCUUCAUCGCCGCCGCCAUCUACGUGGCUGUGGGCGCCGUGUCGCUCUGCCAGGUGCGGCUGAACAAACGUCAGGAGUACAUGGUCACAUAAACGACCCGACGUCGCCAGCCGCUGGAGGUCACUUCCUGUCCACGUUCCAUGUCACAUUACUUCCUUUAAAGCGGACCAAUCAGCAGCUGGAGAGUGUUUUAAAUGUUGGAUGUGGUCAAAGGGUCGGCCGAUAUCAGAAUUAUUUAUUUUAAAGUUCAAACCCUUCAAUGUCUUUGUUGUUGUUCUGAUGUUUGUUGUUGUUGUUUGCUGAAAUGUGACAUAAUUCCUUUGAGCAGGUUAUCCACGAAAGCAGCCGAGCGCUGAGAUUUAAAUUAACAAACAGAAAAUAAGAAAUCAAUCAAUCGAGCAAACGUCAGAUUCUGAGUCAGGAUUCACCUUGAUGAAGUUUUCUGGAGACAACUCCUUCAGUCUGUUUCAUCUCUGAUCUUUAUCUUCUGCUCAAACAAACACGCUAAGACGUCAGUUUCACAUCGAAGCUCCUCCUCUGAUUGAUGUGAAGGUGAAAUGUGUUCAGGCUGUUUGUGAUACUACUGUGGAUAAAAGUGCAAAACUAUGACUGUGGAUAACCUUUGCAAUAAAGUCAAAAGUGUGUGUGAAAACA
Molecule: messenger RNA, 1011 nt
Organism: Labrus bergylta (ballan wrasse)
Lineage: Eukaryota; Metazoa; Chordata; Actinopteri; Labriformes; Labridae
Gene: rnasekb
Product: ribonuclease, RNase K b
Biological process (GO): nucleic acid metabolic process
Molecular function (GO): RNA endonuclease activity
Source: RefSeq, a predicted model, not a curated record